GUCAGAAGCCUCAGAUUUCAGAACUUUACUGGCAAACUCCACAUGCCACCCACCAUUACUACACUUUUACAGAUUGCUGGUAGCCUGGUACAUCUACAUUUACUCUCUCUCUCUCUCUCUCUCGCCUCAACCCUUCCUGAGUUCAGUAAGGUAACAAGGGACCGAAACCCUAAUCGUGGACUCAAUUCUCUGGGCUUCUGCUCAAGUAAGCAUGAAAACACAGCAUCCAAAGCUCAAAACCCCAACCCGACCACUCUUCUCCUGUGGUUUCUUCCGAUACUGUACUCAAACCGUACUUAGCCCCACCACCCCUAUUACCCCCACCCUACCACCACCUCUUCCGCAACUGCCGCCGGCAACUGAUACCUUACCAUCACGGCCGCAUCCAGAAUCCGAGUCAUCAUCGUCGUCUUCGUCAACUUCCCAAAGCUUCACACAGUGGCGAUUCCCAUUACCUCAAUCCCCGGUCCUGCAGCACCAACCCACUUCGCAAUUCGAGUUCUACUCCCAAAAUCCUCAGGAAUCCACUUCAUCUGACCUACCUCCUCCUCCACCGCCACUUCCGGUGCUGUCCUCCAACCUUGUGGAGCUAUUCCACAUGGCGGAGGUCCAGUUCAGCACCGGUUCCGACGGUGACAGACUCUAUGCUCUCCACUUGCUCGAACACUCUCUUGUAGCGAAGCCGACCAUGGAGGGAGGCGGAGAUCGAGCCUGCCCGCCUGCGGUAAUGAACGGUUUAGUGGGCUUUCUGAAAGAUCCCGCAGAAGCAAAAUCCGCUACGAAGGUGUUGUUGGCGCUGUGCCUGGCGGAGGGGAACCGACACGUGGCAGUGGAGGCAGGGGCAGUGGCGGAGGUGGUGGAGACAGUAGCGGGGAUGGAAGGGAGUGUGGCGGAGAGGGCACUAGCGGCUUUGGACUUGCUGUGCACGUUGCCGGAGGGAGCUGCGGAGCUGAGAUCACACGCGUUGGCCGUACCGAUGCUCGUGGAGAUGAUGGGGAAGGUGGCUGGAAGAGGUAUGGAGUGCGCCAUAAGCGUCCUGGCCGUCAUAUUUGGUGGUGGUGGUGGUGGUGGUGGUGGUGAUGGAGGAGGCAACGAGGGAGUAGCAGCGGCGCAGACGGAGGAUGUGAGGCGAGCGGUAAUGGUGGCGUUGCAGGGAAAGUGUAGCGCCAGAGGGAGGAGGAAGGGGUCCCAGCUUCUUAAGUUUCUUCAGCUUCAUGAUAAUGACAAUGGACGGCUCGAUUACACUGAGGAGGGCCAGUAGGAUGGAGAUGGGUCACCUUCCUUCUCCAACGAUCGAUCACGAAGUCUGUACCCUAUAUAUUAUUUCUUUGGUUUGUAGGAGAUCGACUUGAAUGUAAUUUUGAAAGGUGAAGCCGUGAAUGUACGUUGCUCCUUUGCUGUCAAGGUCAGUGCCCUUCUCAAAUUGCAUGAGAUGAGAUGCUUUCUUCUUUCA
This is a messenger RNA of Macadamia integrifolia, 1453 nucleotides long. Its product is annotated as U-box domain-containing protein 26. The coding region runs from base 212 to 1261 and encodes 349 amino acids. NCBI's taxonomy places the organism in Eukaryota, Viridiplantae, Streptophyta, Magnoliopsida, Proteales, Proteaceae. The transcript has a single exon. The record is from RefSeq and is a predicted model, not a curated record.